Molecule: messenger RNA, 1764 nt
Organism: Penicillium olsonii
Lineage: Eukaryota; Fungi; Ascomycota; Eurotiomycetes; Eurotiales; Aspergillaceae
Source: the annotation of a GenBank genome assembly
AUGGGAGCGGCCCAAUCGCAGACAAGCGCCUGGGUGCAAACACGCGAAACAUCCAAAGUCCCGCUCCAUACGAGCUAUCUCUUCUCCAAUUUCCCCCACCUCCUACACCUACAGAGCUUCUUUCCUGUGAUAAUGUCGCUCCCAGGUUUAGAGCUAACCCAACCAUCAGAAGAUAGAUCGCAGGCUGCUGCUCCGCCAUCGCAGAUCAAUCUUACCCCAGGCUCUGAAUGGCGCUUUGAGGUUGCCUUUGGGCAUGUUAUCAAGGUCAAGCUUCUAAAUGGAACCGCGGAGCUUUUCGGUACAGAACUCGCCGAGUCGCAAACCUACACUUUCACCGGCACAAAAGCGGCAAUCUUCACAUGGCAUGGCUGCGCACUGGAGGUCAGCGCAGCAGAGACUGUACAAGGCACGUCAGAUGGAAUUGCGUCGACAUUUGGUCAUGGCGCAGGAGGUUGCCAAAGCGAGUACACGGCUGAGGAAACGCCAAUGAUGGAAUACGCCAAUGUCCACUUCGCGCUGGAGACAAUGCGCGAAGAAGCACAGUCAAUUGGAAAGGACGGUCCACGCGUGCUACUUCUUGGCCCUGAAAACAGCGGGAAGACCACGCUCGCCAAGAUCUUGACCUCCUACGCCACGAAGAUCGGCCGCCAGCCACUGGUUGUGAACCUCGACCCAACGGAGGGCCAGCUCGGCGUGCCUGGCACAUUGACUGCCACCGCUUUCCGAACCAUCUUGGACGUCGAAGAUGGCUGGGGAAGCAGCCCCAUGUCUGGACCCAGCCCUGUCCCGGUCAAGCUGCCUCUGGUGUACAGCUAUCCCUCACAGAACCCGCUGGAUGGCGAGGGUGCCGUUUACAAACCAAUUGUCUCGCGUCUUGCGCUCUCGGUAACCGGCCGUAUGGCCGAGGAUGAGGAUGCCCGUGAAACUGGGAUCAUCGUUGACACUCCUGGUAUCCUGGGCUCUGACAAGCCCGGCAGCAUGGACUUGAUCAACCACAUCGUCACCGAGUUCUCGAUCACUACGAUUCUCGUAUUAGGCUCGGAGCGCCUCUACAGCACCGUAGCCAAGCAGUACGAUAAUAAGCCCAGCUCUAGUGCGACAGCCGCCGUCUUUGAUGAGCACGUCUCCGUCAUCAAGCUCUCGAAAUCAGGCGGCUGUGCUGAUCGUGACGCCGCGUUCCGGAAAGCAACGCGCGAAUCCCAAAUUCGCACAUACUUCUUCGGCAAUCCCAUGCCUUCAUUAUCUCCCGCCUCCGCCAUCACCCUCUCCCCCCACGCCCAGCAACUCGACUUCUCCACCCUCCAGAUCUACAGCUACACCACCCCCUCCGCCGAUGAAGAAGAUGAAGACGAGUACGACCCCUCGCAACUGGGGACAGACUUUCUCCCCGGGGGAGGCGCAGAGGACUACGCAGAGCCAAAGCCGGACCCUGACCGCGCUGCUCCUCUUCCCGGUGUGGUGGGCUCAUUCUCCGAGCCUGCCAAUGCUCCGGAGAAGACGGACAGCUCCGUGCCGUUGAAGAAAGUCCCUGCGCCUGCGCCUUCCGCCCUUGCAAAUACCCUCCUGGCCAUCACACACGCCCCGGCCAAUGCUUCACCCUCCGAAGUCCGUGAUGCGAGCAUCAUGGGCUUCCUCUAUGUUGCGGAUGUUGAUGGGGAAAAGGGAAAAGUUCGGGUACUUGCGCCCGUGGGUGGGAGAAUGCCACCCCGGGCUAUCAUUUGGGCCAAAAGUUGGCCUGGUGAGCUCGUUGGCCUGGUGGGUUGA